CCCGCCCAUUCGAGUCUCCACGCCCCGCCCACUCGAGCGUCUCCGCGCCCUGCCCACAGCACAACAGAACCCACCCUAAACAACAACAACACCGUCCUCCGGUAGAGAAAAACUUCAAGACGCGGUCUCUGACUCUUUCUCCAGACACUAGACGAGUUUCACACGGGGGAAGAUGCAUUCAGGCAGCCUUGAGAAAGCGGGUUCUCUGAGGAAACGGACGCUGUCUCGAGGAAUGAGCGAAGACGAGUCUCUCAAGCACAUUAUCAGAGACGCAGAAGAAUCGAGCAGACACCUGUCACGCAGCGAUAGCAGAUAUGGAUCAUUAAAAAGAGGACAAAGACUAGAAAGCCAUAGUGAAGAUGAUCUACUCUCUGAAAACUUAGAAGUGACGGAGCUGAGAGCGAGCUACGAGGAGCGUCUUCAGGAGGUGCGGACCCUGGAGCUGCAGCAGGACGUGCUUCUGUUUCAGGUGGACUGUCUUCAGGACGCCCUCGAGAGCACGGAGGAGAUGCUCGCUGAAGCCCAGAGAGACAACCACAGUCUCACCAUGGAGCUGGAGCGAGAACGAGAGAUGAGGAGGAAGUCAGAGGACACGCUUGAUUCAUUAAAGCAGGAGCUGGAGAGGUUAAGAGAGGAAAGAAGCAGCGAGCCGCUUCAGUUGAGACCCGUCUUGCUCCAGGCCUCUCCGGAGGGGACAUCAGUGGACCGAGACGAACAUACGCUCGCACACAGCGAAGGCACCUCCGUGGAUCCGAACACGAGCCAGCCGUUCCAGCUGAAGAAUGUGGUGUUUCACAGUCAGAAGCCUGCUGCUCCAGGCGGAGAUGACUACGACGAAAGCAGCGGCUAUGAAGACGCUCCGUCCGAGUUCUCGCCCAGUCCGUCCACUCCAGACACGCAGACGGAUGGAGCUCUGCUGGACAGCGAGGCUGAAGAGGGAGAGGAUGGGACGAGUCCCUCCGAGACCAGCCUCUCUAAAAGUUCAGAUUCUUGUGCUCUGUCUUAAAUUAUUCUAGUGCUGUAAAACGAUUAAUCGCGAUUAAUCGCAUCCAAAAUAAAAGGUUUUCUUUACAUAUAUAUAUAUAUAUAUAUAUAUGUAUGUAUGUAUGUGUGUGAGUUUCUGAAAUACACACACACUUAUUAUGUAAAGAAAAACUUAUUUUAUUUCUCGAUUAAUCGUAACUCAUCCAAGUUACCUUUACUUAAACAGCCUUUGCACAAAUAAUAAAAUGAAGACUAAUUAGUUAUGCUCCUCAGUCAACAAAGUUAUUUAGGAAAAUCUGCACUUUUUUUUUAGUUUCUGCUGGUCGUUUUUUAUAGCUGUGUUUGUGUUGGACUUUGUAUCGUUUCUGUUCCCCUUGCUAUUAAACAUGACACGAGGCAAUACUUUGUAUCAGUACGUCAGACAUAUCGAUCAAAAAUGGAAUGUAAUUUUUCAUAUUGUAUUGAAAAUCAAGUUAAAGUAAUCAGUUACAUUGAAUCAGCAGCUGCAUGUAGUUUUGUGUAUUUGUGCGACUUUGGAGCCUUUAACAGUAAAGUGUCCUAAUUACAGUGAUUCAGUAUCUGUACAAGUGCAUUUGUUGCUGCCGAAAAACAGCCCGAGCUUUUCGCAGGGUUUCGUACCAUACUCUGUCUCUCACACCAUCUGUUGAUCAAAUGAACUCGCGUUCAUAUUAUUUUUUAUCUACUUGUACUAGUUAAUUUAAUACUUUACAGAGUUAUGUACAAGAAAUUGAUGUUUUUGUUGAAGUUGUAUGUUUUAUAUUGGUGUGUUUUUAUUUACAUUCCAUAACACAGCUAGAUUUAUAAGUCUUAUGCUUUAAUUCAUCAUUCUGUAGAAGUUGUGAUCAAUCAAUCGCCUCAAAAGCUUUUAUGAGACAAAUCCUAAUCAGGAAAAAGCCUUAUAUGGCAAAGUUUAAACCGUUUUCUAAUAAAAAAAAAAGAAAAAAAUCAGUUGUUAAGAUCACAAUGCUGAAUCAAAAACAUUUUUUUUUUUUUUAAUAAAGAUUAGUUUCUCAGGAAAUGUCAAAAACUUACUGAUUCCUUACUAAUAAUGUAACUAUUAAUCCUAAAUCGCUGUUACUGACUUCCAGACAAUCCAACACAAGAUGUCUUUACUACUAAGCUAAGUAGUUUUUAUAUUUGAACUCAUUAUCAAAUGCAUGGUUCAUUGAAAUGCUGGAGCUGGUAAAACAAGACAGUGGGCUUCAUUAAAAAGUUAAUCUGAUUUGUGAAAUGGGCCCAAUAUUUGUUUGUGUGUUAUAUAUAUAUUAAAUCGCUUAUGCUCAGAAUGGAUGGCAUUUUUAAUUGAUUACAAAGGUAACGCCUGUGUGUUUAACUGAAUAAUAAAAUUAGUUUUAUGGAAUGAAUCUGAUGAACUAGAGUGUACUGUUCCCAUGGUGUUCUACUUUAUCCAGAAUGUUUAAAGCAUUGUAUCACUAUCAGACUUCACACGGUGUGUUUUCCAGUCGUGUGGCUGUAUGUCUCGGUCUCAGGUGUGUUGAUAAGCAGUGUGUGAGUACAGCAGUGGGUUGUGUUGAUUUAUCGGGUGAUUAGUGUGCUCUUACACACACACUUCCACUGCACACACCCUAUGUCUACAGGCCCAGUCGUACUUUAGAGAUUUUUUAUUCAAUUAUAAUAUCUGUUUUUAUUCUUGUUUUGUCAUUCCAACAUCGCACACAAAGUUUGGUUUCAUUUCUCACUCUUUAAUUGUUUCAGUUUUUCUUCUGUAGUUUUUCCAUAUAUUUUAUCUCGGCAUGAUCUGAUUGGCUCUCUGAUGUCAUGAGCUGCAUGCUUCGUCUGGCUCCUUGUGUUUGCUGUAAGCUGGUCUCACUGUGGUCAGUCUGGGGAUCAUCGCUGGGUUUAUUUUCUUCAGCUGUAACUUGUCUGGAUGGCAUCUGUAAUUCAUUGCAUUAGGGAGGGAUGGGCAGAUGAAUCCCUAUGAAAAUUUGAGGCUUUAUUCUGGGAUGUGCUGGCUAAAGUAUUGCUGCCAGUUGACAUCAUUUUGUGGUGGACAUUAAAAUUGAAUGACCACAGAAGCACCGGCAGAACAAUGCAUCACCUCAUCAUUUUUUAAAAGUGUAUAUAAUGUUUGUAAAUCAAUAUGCAAAAUAAAAUAUUUUGAAUGUUUCAAA
Messenger RNA from Carassius gibelio (silver crucian carp), 3137 nucleotides. RefSeq names its product leucine-rich repeat flightless-interacting protein 2. NCBI's taxonomy places the organism in Eukaryota, Metazoa, Chordata, Actinopteri, Cypriniformes, Cyprinidae. The record is from RefSeq and is a predicted model, not a curated record. The transcript is spliced from 6 exons. The coding region runs from base 173 to 1006 and encodes 277 amino acids.